CAGUCUCCUCUGGAGUCCCGACAGCGCAGUCGCACCUGGGGGAAAACUCGCCGAACCACGAUGAUACUCGCCCUGCUGGCCGCGGGCAUGGUGGCAGCCGCCGCGGCGGCUCCGCAGCCCCAGAAGCUCGACGAGCCCAUCGCCAUCAUCAGCUACACCAACGACCUCACGCCCGACGGCGGCUACGUCUGGAGCUACGAGACGGCUAACGGCAUCAAGGCGAACGAGAAGGGCACGCUGAAGCAGACCAGCGACCCGGAGAACCCGCAGGUGAUCGUGGCCGAGGGCGCCUACAGCUACACGUCCCCCGAGGGCGUGCCCAUCAACAUCCAGUACGUGGCGACCGACGACGGCGGCUUCGUGGCCACGGGAGAGGCCAUCCCCACCUCCCCGCCCAUCCCGCCCGCCAUCCAGAGGGCGCUCGACUACAUCGCGAGUCACCCGCCCGCCCCCGAGGGUCCCGGCAGGGGCCGCCGGCGCCGCUGAGGCGCCCGCCGCUUGAUCGUGCUCUCCUCCGUCGUAACUUCAGUCCCGGUGUGAACAAAGCUAGCCCUUGCCCCGCCUCUCGGCCGCUCCUAUUGGUCGCACUUCCCCUGGGAGGAGCGCUGUGACCGCUCCUUAUUGGUAUGUUGCCCGUGGGAGGGGUGUGCGGCUGAUCCUAUUGGGAGGCGCGGACGGUGGGAGGAGCGCUGAGACCGCUCUUUAUUGGUAUGUUGCCCGUGGGAGGGGCGUGCGGCUGAUCCUAUUGGUCGCACUUCCCUUGGGAGGAGCACUGUGACCACUCCUUAUUGGUAUGUUGCCCAUGGGAGGGGCGUGCGGCUGAUCCUAUUGGGGGGUGCGGCCGGUGGGAGGAGCGCUGAGACCACUCCUUAUUGGUAUGUUGCCCGUGGGAGGGGCGUGCGGCUGAUUCUAUUGGGAGGCGCGGCCGGUGGGAGGGGCUUUAAGGCCGCUCCAAUUGGCCGCGCGACCGGAAGGGGCCGAGGCUGACCGAUACGCCCCUCCCACCAUAACUUCAACACCGCAAUGCCACCAGGGCGCCAAUCAUCGUUGCUUUGUUUGCGCUGUGACUGAACUUACCAUGGACAGAUUGCAGGUCUCACACACUUGAACCUCUUCUCAUGAAGUGUGACGUCUCCCUCUCAUCAUGGCGCCACUGCUUCCGAGAAGUAGAGCCAAGACAUAAUGCCACCCAACGGAUGCCGACUAACUGUAGAUUAUCAUUUGGUAUAUAAUAAAUUAUAUUUAUUUUUUUAUCUAAGAUUUUCAUAUGAACAUCAAACUGAGUUGUUGAAAAUUGCUUACUAAGAGAAUUAGUUAUUUGUGGCAGUAACUAUUUUAUAUAUAGAUAUAUAUUAUAUAAUGGAAUAAAAAGUCGAAUUAUUACAUUCAUAUGAUAAUAUAUUAAGGCCUCAAAUAAUUAAUUGCUCUGAUUCUUUAAGGUUAUCAAGAUUAUAAUUUUCUGCUGAAAUCAAAUAUGAUAUACAAUAUCAAUAAUUUUUCAGAAGUAUCAAGAGUAUCUAUACAACAGCUAAUUUAGUAUGGUACAAAAGUACAACAUUAAUUGUUGUAUAACUAAAGCCAAUUUUAGGAUUAAAAUUAUAUUGUUUGAUAUGUUACAUAUAUCUUUUGCGAUACAACCCUAUAAUUUAAACAGCUUGCGAAGUAUUAAUUCCAUUUAAAGGGAAAAUUUUUGUAGCUUUUUUUUAACAGUGCAUUAAUUUGAUGAUCUCUCUCCUAGAGUUAAGAAACAUAUUUAUACCAACAGACGUUUAUGCAAAAACUUCCUUUUUAAUUCAUUUCGCGAACAAAAGUUGUCUUACACUUCCAAAAAUAGGAAAUUAGUCUUUAUUUUAACAUUUUAUGUCAUCGCAAUAAUCAUAUGUAAAUGAGAUCGAUGUUUUCCUGUGGUAGUAGUAUUGUCUUAAAAUGAAUAUUCUAUAUUCAAUAUCUUUUAACUGAUGCAUAAAUGAUUAUCUGUGUUUUUUUUAGUAUGUAUGAGUCUAAGUCAAGUCUAUUUUUAUUCUAUUUUUGAAUACUGAAAAAAUAUAUUUUAAAUAGUCAACUCAAUGUAUUUAAAUGUUUGUAAAUAAAAUAAAGAAUUACUGAAUUGUAAUGAGUACUGUGCAUUUGAAAAAGAAUAAAAAAAUAAAGAUAUUAUUCCUGUA
Molecule: messenger RNA, 2165 nt
Organism: Bacillus rossius redtenbacheri
Lineage: Eukaryota; Metazoa; Arthropoda; Insecta; Phasmatodea; Bacillidae
Product: endocuticle structural glycoprotein ABD-4-like
Exons: 3
Coding region: 61-486 (141 amino acids)
Cellular component (GO): chitin-based extracellular matrix
Molecular function (GO): structural constituent of chitin-based larval cuticle
Source: RefSeq, a predicted model, not a curated record